Molecule: messenger RNA, 1269 nt
Organism: Myotis davidii
Lineage: Eukaryota; Metazoa; Chordata; Mammalia; Chiroptera; Vespertilionidae
Gene: MTURN
Product: maturin, neural progenitor differentiation regulator homolog (Xenopus)
Exons: 3
Coding region: 1-396 (131 amino acids)
Biological process (GO): regulation of signaling; positive regulation of megakaryocyte differentiation
Cellular component (GO): cytoplasm
Source: RefSeq, a predicted model, not a curated record
AUGGAGGCGGCUGUGGACUCGGGUUACGGUGUGGUCACAGGCUUGAGCCUGGAGCUGGCGCUGCUGCCGCUGCAGCAGAUGGAGGCAGGGCGGCGCCUAGACACUGCCCGGCCCUGCCCCUCAGGUCUUUGUUUUCUCCUCUCCCUCGCCCCUGGGCACCAGCACGUGUGGAGUGAGAGCGAGGACUGCCUGCCUUUCCUGCAGCUCGCACAGGACUACAUCUCCUCCUGCGGCAAGAAGACGCUCCAGGAAGUCUUGGAAAAAGUCUUCAAGUCUUUCAGACCCUUACUGGGGCUUCCGGAUGCUGACGACGACGCGUUUGAAGAGUACAGUGCAGACGUGGAGGAGGAGGAGCCAGAGGCGGACCACCCCCAAAUGGGGGUCAGUCAGCAGUAAACUUGGAAGGGCUCCCACCUGCCAAGGAGUGAGCCCCGUGGUACCCGAGGCGGGCUCGCCUGCUGCUCCUGGGCUAGCUCUUAGCAACAGGACGCCUGACUCCCAGCUUCCAAAUUAAAACGAAAUACCUUCUUAACAACCACAAAAUAUCUGGGAUGAGCUACGCUCAGAAGUGACCUGCAUUUGACUCCCGUGUCAGUGGGUGUCUAUGGCGUUGUCUCGGUAGCCUUGGCCGUUUCUAAUUUAGAGUCCAUUCUGUGGCUGACGGUUGUUGGAGAAUUGACAUUCACUGACUCGAGUCUAGGGAACUCUGACUGUAUUAAGGAUGUGUUUUGAGGCCUCACAGGUGACUUUAUGGAGGGAAAGCAUGGCAGAGAAGAAUUGCAGUCUGCACUUUGUAUGUACCUGGUGACGUGUCGUAAGUGAACGUUUUUGCUUUUAAAGCAUGAGUUUUAAUACCUAGUCUUUACACUGCACAAGUGCAAGUACAAGGGCAGACAAGGAUCGAGCCACUCAGUUCUGGGUGAAGAGGGGAGGAAGGGAAGACCUCCCGGUGUGCAACCAGUCCUGAGUUACCUGGGGACGUGGUAGCUGGUUCUUGGUUGUAUACACAUACUUGCCUGGUCAAUUAUUUUAAAACAUGCUAAUUCCAAGACUUAACAGUGGAAAAUAUAAAUGGGGCGACACCAGUUACCAAAUUCUUUAGACUGUAAACCGUCCCACAUAUGACAGGAAACAUUUACCUUCUCUCUUUAUAAUGAGAUGGCAACUUGUUAAAUCAUGAAAAUAUCUAAAAAUCCAAGGGCCACGUCAACUUUGAAGCCAUAGAUAAAUCUAAUGGGAAAAUAAACCAGGAUAACAUUUUUUAAAAAA